Molecule: messenger RNA, 1374 nt
Organism: Dovyalis caffra
Lineage: Eukaryota; Viridiplantae; Streptophyta; Magnoliopsida; Malpighiales; Salicaceae
Source: the annotation of a GenBank genome assembly
AUGCUUCUCCAAUUCUUUCAGACAUACAAGAUUCCAAUACUCCAAGCCGCACUAUCGAUCUUACUUUCAUUGCUUCUCACAUUCCUUAAAGUUCCAAUCUUUUUCCUACAUGGCCUUUUCACUUAUAUCCAACCAGAAAAUCUUGGCCAACAAAAUGGUGGUGGUAGUGGCAUCAAAGCGGCUAUUAGAAGACCAUCUAGUUCAGAUUCAAGUUCUGGGCUUGAUGGGUAUAAAAAUUUGUCUUCGAAAACUAAUAAUGCUGAAGUCAAAAGGAGAAAUUUUAAAUCCAAAGAGAAGUUUGAGUUUGAUGAAAAUAAAGCUCAGAUCUUCAGAUUGAAGCUUGAUCAAGAUCACCUUCAAACUAGACUCUAUUUCGUACUUCGGUGGGGGCCCUGGGGGAAAGAUUAUGGGGUUUUGGUUAAUGGGUCUUUGAUUCCUGUGAUUUUAGCAUGUUUUGUAUUGUGUAAAGUGUUUGUUUCGUUAGCGAAAGUUUCUUUUGAGAAAUCUGCAUCUAAGAGGUCUGAGAAGCAAUUGAGUUUGAUUUUUGGUGUUUUGGGGUUUGUUUUUGGGCUUGUAAUUUGCUCUGGGAUUGCAAGUUCUGUUUUUGACUUUGAUUUUGGUUCUGUUGAUGGGUUUGGGAGGGUUUUUGUUGCUGUUGUAAUGGGGUGUUUUGCGGGGUUUUUGUACAUGCCUGGUGGCAAGAAUGCAAGGUCAUUUUGGAUUGGAACGGAUCAGAUUCGAUCUAAUUUGGCAAUGAUUUAUUGUGGAUGGUUUGGUAGAAUGAUUUUGUAUGCCAAUUAUUUGUUGGGGUUUUUCACGGCACUGCUUUGGAUUAAUCCAUUCGCUCAAGUUCUUUAUAGCAAGAACGUAAAUUAUAGUUAUGGAAUGCAUUCGAAUGGUAGUAUUGGAGAAGCUGAGAUGUUAGUUGGGAACGUGGGAUUUACAGAAUCAGAUUUCAAUAAGUUUAGGCUCUGGUGCUUGCUGCUUUCGGGGAUCUUCCAAAUUUUGGCUCUGAGGCCAAAUGUGCAAAUGCAUUUGAAUGAAGCUUUGUUGUCUUGGUACCAAAGGUUACAUGCUAGCAAAGUUCCGGAUUUGGAUUUUAGUAGAGCCAAAGUUUUUCUGCACAAUCACUACUUAUGUCUUGUAGUUUUGCAGUUUUUAGCCACACCAAUACUGAUACUUCUGUUCUUUAGCUUAUCUCAGAUUGAUGGUGACUCAUUUAAGAAAUUCCAUUUGUGGUGUGGUUUCAUACCUUGCACUGCUUUUGUCAAGGAAGUUACUUUGUUUAUGGCUUGGUGGAUUGUCUUUGUCUGGGCAGCUUUCACUUCAGCAAGCCUUUUCUUUUACCGUCGUGGCACUUUGUAUGUUUCUUGA